AUGACCACAGGUGGAGAUGCGUACUACAACGGUUCCGCUGAAAUUGGUUCGAAGAUCCAAUCAGAUCGCCAGCUUUUGCGUGAGCAGCUCACGCCCAAUGCAAGUGGCCUUAUCGUGGCCAUGGUUGGGCUUCCUGCCCGAGGAAAGUCAUUUAUUUCCAGAAAGGUAGAGCGGUUCCUGAAAUGGACGGGCAAUCGCACGCAGACCUUCAAUGUUGGAAAGUACCGAAGGGACGCCGUGGAUCCUGAGAGGUCUGGAAAGAGCGACUUCUUUGACAAGAGCAACCGUGAUGCUGUGGUCCAGCGCAGAGAGAUGGCCAUGGCUGCUUUGGCUGAUGCCAUCAAAUUCCUUGAUGAUGGUGGAAAAUUUGCAAUUUUCGAUGCGACGAACAGUACAGUGGAACGACGGAAACUUAUCGCAGACAAGGUCACUAAUGCCGGCAGAAAAUACAGUAUCCUUUGGGUGGAGGCCGUGUGUGAUGAUGAGGAGGUGGUGAUGUUCAACAUGUUGACAAAGGUUCGCUACAGUCCAGACUUCCAACAGAUGACCGAAGAGCAGGCCAUGCAGGACCUCAAGCAGCGGAUCGCCAACUACGAGGAGAUCUACGAGACUGUGCAGGACUCCGAAGGAGCAUUUAUCAAACUCUUCAAUCUGUCAAGCAAAGUCAUGGCGAACCAUUGCUAUGGACGAGUGGCAAAAAGCAUUCUGCCAUACCUCAUGGCCAUCCACAUCGGCUCGCGGCCCAUUUGGUUGACUCGGGCAGGUGCUGGAGCGCCAGAAAGCAAAGGCUCAGAUGGCAGCGAUCGUACCUCAAGCCUUUCAAAACAAGGUCAGCAGUUUGCACAGCGCUUGGCAAACUUUGUCAAGACCCGCGCUGGAUGCUAUUGGGAGAGAUCUAGAAAGCCAGAGGAGGCCACACAGGUCUUCACCAGCACGAUGCCGCGUGCUGUCUCCUCAGCACUUUGCGUAGACCUACAACCAGAUCAGCAAUCAGCCUUGAAUCCCAUAGACAAGGGUGUGCUUGGAGUUGGCUGGUGGGACGUGGAAUGUGAGGACGAUGUGCCUCCUUGGAACGAGAUGAAGAAAAGACAUCCAGAUCUGUUUCAAGAGUUUGAGGUCGACCCACUGAACUGGCAAUUUCCUGGUGGUGAGAGAUAUGUGGACAUGGUCAAGCGCUUGGAGAGCGUCCUGAUCGAUGUAGAAAUGUGCACUCAUCCCGUGCUUAUAGUGAGUCACAUCACCACUUUGCAGGUGCUUCUAUCUUAUUUCAAAGGGCUUCCCUUAGAAGAGGCCUGGAAGCUAUCCUUGCCAAAGGAUGUGGUGGUGGAGGUCUCACCUACGGAGGGAGGUGGCUUUCUUACCCAGGAUUACAACUUGGCUUCGAGCGGAGGCUAUGUUGUAGAUGCAGAAAGGCCAUUGGCCUAA
Cladocopium goreaui is the source of this 1425-nucleotide messenger RNA. NCBI's taxonomy places the organism in Eukaryota, Dinophyceae, Suessiales, Symbiodiniaceae. The record is from the annotation of a GenBank genome assembly.